Messenger RNA from Plenodomus lingam JN3, 1110 nucleotides. RefSeq lists its product as uncharacterized. Gene Ontology annotation, cellular component: plasma membrane. NCBI's taxonomy places the organism in Eukaryota, Fungi, Ascomycota, Dothideomycetes, Pleosporales, Leptosphaeriaceae. Gene Ontology annotation, biological process: intracellular protein localization. The record is from RefSeq and is a predicted model, not a curated record.
AUGUCGCACCCGGCUGCACCCGACCAUACGGAUGGCAUCAUCGAGGGCCAGAAUCGUAAUCGCUUCCCGACCCUGCACGAGGUGUUGAGUCGUAAUACUGUAGCCCCUCUGGAUCUGUUCUCCUUCUACAUCUACAUGCGAGAUCAGCAACGAUCUGUCGAUUAUCUGGACUUCUGGCUUGAUGUGUCGCAACACCUUCAGCUAUGCAGACUUUAUGUUCGCCGGCUGCAUCGUUCUAUGAUUGAGGGGACUCCCGACGCCGAAAAGAAUAGCCAUCGAUCAUCCUACAUUCUCGACAAUGCUGGUGAAGGUCCAUCCAACGAGAAGGGCGACAACAUGUCUGAUCAGCGCCUUUCGGCCUUUCUUCGCUCUGAUCGUGGAAGUCGCAACCACUCGCCGCAGAACAGUCAGGGUAGCAAUCAGAGUCGUGACCCUCUACCUCCACCAAGCAUGGCGAUAACAAGCACGCCUGGUGACUCUUCCUCGCCAGGUCAGCAGUCGUCCUUGGACAACAGUCAGCCACGCCGGGAAGACUUGCGCGCCUCCGCAGAAAAGAUCCUCUACACAUACCUACUACCUGGAUCGGAACGAGAGAUCAUUAUCCCUCAGAGCAUUUUGAAUGAGGUGCAAGAUGCCAUUGAAGGACCAGAGCAGCGUGCAGACCCCGAACUCUUUGACCCCGCCAAAGACUACGUUUUUCAAGCCAUGGAGCGCGACGCAUACCCAGGUUUCCUCCAGAACAAGGGUCUUGGCAACUUGGUUCCUCAAAGUAUGAUGUUGCGACUCAUCAUUGGCUUGAUUAGCUUUUUCACGGCCAUUUGGGCCUCUUUCAUUCUCAUCUUCCUCGACAAAUCAAGAGCAACAAGAUGUUGGGUCAUCCUGCCCUUCACCAUCGCUAUCUACCUUAUCUUCACUCACCAAUACAUGCUCGACCCUAUCAUUGCUCUGGCAGGGUACAGCGAAUACACUUUCUUCGAUUUCAAUAAGAUCAGGGAGCCGUUUGUCCGGAAAACAUUGAACAGGCGGGCAAUCACUGUGCUGAUCAUGUUCCUCGUCCUUACCGCAGCCGUCUGCUGUCUUUUCAUUUUCGUUCCUGGGAAGCGUCUUUGA